ACUAAGCUGUCAUGCUUUCUGCAAGAAGUUUAGCAACCCAAGCAUUGAGGCCUCAUUCAUUAGGAAAAAUGCAGAAAAUGGCGCUCUCCGCAUCUCAGACACUGAGCUCUGCAGAUGACAGCCAACUACCAACGAUGCCUCAGGCUCGGCACUUCCCAGCCAUGAAGACACCCAUGCUCCCACCAGACACGUUCAAGGGCAAGGUGGCGCUUAUCUCGGGCGGCGGCACCGGCCUGGGUAAGGGCAUGGCCACCAUGCUGAGUCAGCUGGGAGCUCAGGUGUGCAUCAUGAGCAGACGGCAGAAGGUGCUGGACGAGGCGGCGGCCGAGGUGACGGCGCUGACGGGCGGUGCCGUGCUGCCCGUGUCGGCCGACGUGCGGGACCCGGCCGCCGUGACCGCCGCCGUCGACGCUUGCGUCGAUCGACUCGGCGUGCCCGACAUCGUCAUCAACAACGCCGCCGGCAACUUCAUCUCGCCCACCGAACGGCUGUCUGCCAACGCCUGGAGGACGGUGGUGGACAUCGUGCUGAACGGCACCGCCUACCUCACGCUGGACGUGGGCAAGCGGUGGAUCAAGGCCGGGCGGGGCGGCGUCUUCCUCAGCAUCACCACCACUUACACCCGGCUGGGCUCCGGCUUCGUCACGCCCAGCGCCUCGGCCAAGUCGGGCGUUGAGACGCUCACCAAGAGCCUGGCAUCAGAGUGGGGCCGCUACGGGAUCCGGCUGAACUGUAUCGCGCCCGGUCCGAUCGAGACCGAGGGAGCCUUCUCGAGGCUCGACCCAAGCGGCGAGUUCCGGCGUGUUGGCGUGAAAGCCAUCCCGGCCGGCCGUUUCGGGGAGCCGGAGGAGCUGACUAACCUGGCGGCGUACCUCGUCAGCGACUACUCCUCCUGGAUCAGCGGGGAGAGCGUGGCGCUGGACGGCGCUGGACUGCCGUUCCGCGGUGGCGAGUUCAACCAGCUGUCGCGCGUCACCCCCGAACAGUGGGAUCUCAUGGAGCAGAUGAUCCGCUCCACCAACAAGCAGUCGAAGCUCUGAGGUCGGACGGCGGGACCGGCUGCCACCGCUACCUCGGCGGCUGCAGCGCUCAGGGAUCCGUCGGUGGGCGGCGGCGAUGACAACUCCCGAUCGCCUGCGGUCGCGCGCGGCCGUAAGUCAGGACUGUCUGCUGCCAGCUGCGGCGCGGCAGCCGUGUGACAGGGUCGAUAGGAUAGCGUGUGUGGCGGUGUCGUGAAGUAUCCUGUUGGGGAGUGAGGGAGGAGCGUGGUACUGGGAGCGGAGCGUGGCUGUCGGAGCCACGAUGGCGUGUGGGAGCUGCUUGAACCGACAUGAAAUAUCCAAGCAGCAUUGAUACACUAUCAGGCGACAUUGCAAUGCAAACUGGACGGAGACUGAAGGAGUCGUGUACAUGUUACGGAGUGCAGGGCUUGUAGGAGUCUGGGACGAUUUUUUACUGUUAUAUGUGGUCCUCGGAUUUUUGCCGGAAUUAUGCGUACGUGCACAACUGGAGAAGCGAUAUAUCGAGCGGUCGUAAGCAAGAGAGGCCGACGUAUGUGUUGUAUGCGGUCGUAGGUUGAAAUAUAAUAACCAGCUGUUACCGGUAA
Messenger RNA from Pollicipes pollicipes, 1606 nucleotides. Its product is annotated as 2,4-dienoyl-CoA reductase, mitochondrial. NCBI's taxonomy places the organism in Eukaryota, Metazoa, Arthropoda, Thecostraca, Pollicipedomorpha, Pollicipedidae. Gene Ontology annotation, cellular component: mitochondrion. Gene Ontology annotation, molecular function: 2,4-dienoyl-CoA reductase (NADPH) activity. Gene Ontology annotation, biological process: fatty acid beta-oxidation. The record is from RefSeq and is a predicted model, not a curated record.